GAAACGCUGCAGUAAACAACAGUAAACAUUAGAGGCGAUAAGAAAUCUAAUUGAGCGACGUAACCAGCAAAAAUUCCGGACACUCUCUCCCGGUCACCGGUCUUCAAUGUCAACCUUAGUCAAAAUUAUCCGUCAAAGUAUUUCCAGCCAAAAUCGACAGCAACAACUACGUAAAAUGGCGAGCGGAAGGGAAAAAAUUAUAAACGGUCAAAGUGCGACCAUUGCCGUGGGGCAGAUGCGCUCCACCAACGACAAGGUCUGGAAUCUAAACCAGGUGAAGGAACUGAUAAAGAAAGCCAAAUCUGAGAACGCACAAAUGCUCUUUCUUCCCGAAUGCUGCGACUUUGUGGGCGAAAGCCGCACCCAGACAAUCGAGCUGGCAGAAAGGCUGGAUGGGAAGCUAGUGGCAGAAUACAAAGAACUGGCCAGGUGCCACCAGAUAUGGCUCUCCCUCGGGGGCAUACACGAAUUGAACGAUCAGGGGAAAAUCUACAAUGCCCAUGUUCUGGUCAGCGCGAAGGGCGAGCUGGCUGGCGUCUACCGCAAGAUGCACUUGUUUGAUGCCACCACAAAGGAAGUACGGCUACGCGAAUCAGAUACAGUGUCACCUGGGGAGCGUUUGGAAAGGCCAGUGGCAACCCCUGCCGGCCAAGUUGGUCUACAGAUUUGUUACGAUCUUCGUUUUGCUGAGCCGGCUGUCUUGCUAAGGAAGUUGGGAGCCCAAAUUCUAACGUAUCCAGCUGCCUUUACCUAUGCUACAGGCAAAGCGCAUUGGGAGAUUCUUCUGCGUGCCAGGGCAAUUGAGACGCAGUGUUUCGUGAUCGCCGCAGCCCAACAAGGAUGGCAUAAUCAGAAGCGACAAAGCUGGGGUCACAGCAUGAUCAUCAGUCCCUGGGGAAAGGUCUUGGCCGAUUGCGGCGGUGAAAAGGAUUUGGAUAUAGGCACAGCCAAAAUAGACCUUUCCACUCUUGACUCGCUUUAUCAGAGCAUGCCCUGCUUCGAGCAUCGCCGCAAUGAUCUUUAUAGCUUGACGGCUUACAACAUUCGUAGCAGGGAACCCGACACGGAUCGUGCCUUUGCGGAGCACAUGGUGGACAAACGAACCAUUUUCUACGAAUCGGAGCACUGCUUUGCAUUUACCAAUCUGCGUUGCGUGGUCGAGGGUCACGUCUUGGUGUCUACCAAGCGAGUAACCCCGCGUUUGUGCGGACUCGAUUGUGCCGAGAUCACAGACAUGUUCGCCACUGUUUGCAUGGUCCAGCGGCUGCUGGAGAAGAUCUAUCAAACCACAUCGGCCACAGUCACUGUGCAGGAUGGUGCCCAAGCCGGGCAGACCGUUCCCCAUGUCCACUUCCAUGUCAUGCCGCGUCGCAAAGGAGAUUUUGGUCACAACGAUCAGAUCUAUGUGAAGCUGGAGGAUUGCACCGAAAGCAAGCCACCGCGCACACUACAAGAGAGGAUUGAUGAGGCUCAGGUUUACCGUACCUAUCUGAGCGAUAGCUAACAAGUGUUUGAAUAGAUAUGCACUGUAAUUACCUUGUCACAUACUUAUAAAAAUAUCCCAGACGGAAAUAAAGACAUGUUGCUCUAUUGACCUUAGCUGAACCUUCA
This is a messenger RNA of Drosophila persimilis, 1611 nucleotides long. It is a transcript of the gene NitFhit, whose product is annotated as nitrilase and fragile histidine triad fusion protein NitFhit. NCBI's taxonomy places the organism in Eukaryota, Metazoa, Arthropoda, Insecta, Diptera, Drosophilidae. Bases 107 to 1504 code for a protein of 465 amino acids. The record is from RefSeq and is a predicted model, not a curated record. Gene Ontology annotation, molecular function: hydrolase activity, acting on carbon-nitrogen (but not peptide) bonds, in linear amides; bis(5'-adenosyl)-triphosphatase activity. The transcript has a single exon. Gene Ontology annotation, biological process: nucleobase-containing compound metabolic process.